Messenger RNA from Pediculus humanus corporis (human body louse), 2640 nucleotides. RefSeq lists its product as uncharacterized. The record is from RefSeq and is a predicted model, not a curated record. The coding region runs from base 1 to 2640 and encodes 879 amino acids. Gene Ontology annotation, molecular function: potassium ion leak channel activity. The transcript has 11 exons. NCBI's taxonomy places the organism in Eukaryota, Metazoa, Arthropoda, Insecta, Psocodea, Pediculidae. Gene Ontology annotation, biological process: potassium ion transmembrane transport; stabilization of membrane potential. Gene Ontology annotation, cellular component: membrane.
AUGACAGGCGCCAUCACCAUCAUCAUCAUCAUCAUGAGCAUUAAACAAUGGAUAGCUUUGCUUAUUUUAUAUGUUGGCUACCUGCUAUUAGGUGCACUAUUAUUUUAUUACCUUGAAAGGGGACAAGAAAUUGUUAAAAGAAAUGAAGAUUUUCAACUUUACAAGGAUCUCGUAGUUUUGUUAAAAAGUUAUGGAGUUAAUAAAACGAUGGCAUUAACGUUGGAAGGAUAUUGUGGAAGGCCGUUAACGGAAAAUGCAGAUAUUGAUGACGUAUCACAAGAAUAUUGGACAUUUUAUAAAUCCGUCGUUUUUGUAUUGACGGUUGUCAGCACUGUCGGUUAUGGUAACAUUCAUCCGACUAUGCCUUUGACGAGGUACCUAAUGAUUAUUUAUGCCGUCAUAGGAUUACCCAUCAAUGGUAUUCUUCUAACAUCAUUGGCAUCGUUUUUUAGUACCGUGUUUAUAAGAGCUCACAAAAAAUACAAAAGGUACGAAUCGAGAUUCGGUUUAGCCGUCGAUAUAAUUACUUAUCUCAUACCUGGAAUAUUAGUUUUUAUAUUCAUACCUGCAACGGCUUUUUAUUAUUUUGAAGAAUGGACAUACGAAGAAUCUGUUUAUUUUGCUUUCGUCACAUUGACAACGAUCGGUUUUGGCGAUUAUGUUGCGGGGCAGAAAAGUUACAAGGGAUUUAAUAAAGAAGCUGUGACGGCUUAUAAAACUCUUUUACUCGGAUGGAUAAUAUUCGGUUUGGGAUACCUUAUAAUGCUUUUGGGAUACCUGACGAGAGCCAUGAGAUCUAAAAAAGUCGUCAAACUCGAGCAAAAACUCGUCGAAGCUCUCACUCGUUCGAAAAUAUGGCACGGUUUUACAAAAGACCUUGGUUACAUGAGACGUAUAAUGAACGAAUUGUACCUGGACAAAUUCAAGCCCGUGUUCAGAGACGAACAACUCAGAUUUCAUAGGAAACACGCAUUUCGAAGGAGCAAAAGUCUACCCAAUAUAAUAUUCGGAGUGGAUGACGAAGAACUUUUCGAAGAUGAUAAAAUAAUAACGAAAAGGAAAAGAGCACAAUCGGAAUUUAUACCUUGCAGAGAAGGUUUAACGAGAGUUUUUAGCGAAAGUGAUCUUCAUAGGAUUGAUAGACAUGCGACAUUUGCAUCUGCCACGGCUAUCCGCCCCUCGGAAUUAUUGCGACAAGUUGUCGAUUCGAUUAUUGGGAAACAAGACGAUUCGAUGGGUAUCAACGUUUUUUCUGACGAUGAAAUUUUAGAAAGCGAAGGUUGGUUCGAGGAAAAAGAAAAUUCAUUCGCAUCCGAACUCUAUCAACCGCCAUCUUCUUACGAAGACUUAUCGACGAGUGGAAACAAUAGAGAAAGAGCAUUGAGCGAAUUACCCGUAUCGAGAAGUACACCUCAUACCAUAACCGGUGCAGCAGGAAGUAACGUACGAGGUUCCGAUUGGACUUGGUCGGGAACUGGAGCCACGAAAAUUUUCAACAUAGUAAACGAACAUCAUAAAAGCUUACAACGUAAAACGUUAAAAAAUCAAAGUUUAAAUCAUUCACCCUCGUUUUUGAGUAGUGGAAAAUGGUUGACUCCAUCGAGAAGAAAACGUUUGUGUAGCGAAAACGAAGAUGGCGGCGGAUCGAAAUUAAACGUCGUGCAAAAUCCGGAAAUUAAAUUUUUAGACGUUGGUAGUAAUGAGUUUAUGAAACAAAACGAACAUAGAAAAACGAGUUUGUUUGAAUGUGGUGGUGGUGGUGGUGGUGCGGGGGCGGUGGGGCCUACUAUUAAUAAAUACAGUUCGGAUUUAUCUUACAUGACUCACACGGCCGGAACCGGAACUAAAGGUUUAGGUUUAAUGCACGGUAAAAUGAAUUUGAUGAAAGUGGAUGAAAAUUACGCGAAUCGAACAUGGGACCUAUUCAAAAAAACAAACGAUGAAAAUUUAUUAAACGAAACAUCUUUGGGUGAUUUUUUGAGGGCGUUGACGAGUCUACACAACAGGGUCGGACCCAGGCAAAAUUACGACGAAUGGAAUAAUCCCACACCUUCUCCUCCUCCUCCUCCUCCGCAAAGUCAUUCACUCAUUGAUUUAUCUCCCACGUCUGAAACCAUACCCGCAAGACUGAACACGUUUACGCAAAGUUCACUUAACAGAACGGAAUCCAUGCCGAUACCCGUGGAAAAAGAACCCUACAAUUUAAAAAAAUUGGGUAGAUUUUUAUUAAGGAGUUAUUCGUCAAAAUCCGAAUCAAAUCCCGACGUGUCUUACACUCAAACGGAUGAUGAUAACGUCGUAAUACCAUCCGUACGAAUAGAAAUAUCAUCACCACCGGAAACGGAAGAAUUUUCUCAACCGCCGGAAGUUAUAACGAGAUCGAACACUCUGGAUUCGACAAUGAAAUUAAAAAGAAGACAAUCGAUUAACGUUUUCGGUAAUAAUCCGUUUAGAUCAGCGGGAAGCACGGAAUCCGUUUAUCAUUCGAUCGGAAGUAAAGGUUGGCCACCAUCCUCAUCAUCAUCAUCUCCAUUAAGACAAUCGAGUAUAAGAUGGCGAACGGGUGGAAAAGCUCAAGGAGAAACUUGUUCAUCGAAACCGAGUUUAAGUAACGUUCAAUUUUCCGUUAGAUAUCCUUAA